Molecule: messenger RNA, 5820 nt
Organism: Pangasianodon hypophthalmus (striped catfish)
Lineage: Eukaryota; Metazoa; Chordata; Actinopteri; Siluriformes; Pangasiidae
Gene: ankrd34ba
Product: ankyrin repeat domain 34Ba
Exons: 2
Coding region: 321-1967 (548 amino acids)
Molecular function (GO): protein binding
Source: RefSeq, a predicted model, not a curated record
AGGAAAAUUAAUGGUACAUUUAAACCAGAAAAUUGUGCAUCAUGGUCCUUUCUCUGUUCUUUUUCAUCUCUCCCUCCCAAACAGCUCUCCUGUGUGUGAGUAAUCUCCACAUUGUCACUCAGAUCUGACCAACGUCACACCUGCUAUCUACGCACCCACUCUUGCAUUAACUCGACAGUCAGACAACCAGCCUGGCCAACUGGCAUUAACACAACUAAUAGAGCAUCAACACGACAACAUUUCUUCACAAGAUUUCAGGGCUUUGCAUCGGCAAUACUAUUGUCUGCUGGCAGAUGUGAAAAACAGCAAAAGAAGCAAGGAUGAAUGGUGUGCAGAGCGUUCACACAGACAGUAACUCUCUGCUCAAAGCAGUCUAUCUGGGCCGUCUCCGCCUGACACGUCUCCUCCUAGAGGGCGGGGCUUACAUAAAUGAGAGCAAUGAGCAUGGGGAGACACCCCUGAUGAUUGCCUGUAAAAGCAGAUACUCUGACACCCAGGGGGUUCCAAAGGCAAAGAUGGUGGGAUAUCUUCUGGAGAGUGGUGCUGACCCAAACAUACAGGACAAGAGUGGCAAGACUGCUCUGAUGCAUGCCUGCCUAGAGCAAGCAGGACCUGAGGUGGUGUCCCUACUCCUGGAUAGUGGGGCUGAUCCCUGUCUGGAGGACCACAUAGGCUCCUCUGCUCUGAUCCAUGCCAUUAAUUCUAGUGAUGAGGAAACAUUGAAGCUGCUAAUGGAUGCUUUCAAGGCCAAAGGUAAAGAGGUCAUCAUCAUCACCACAGACAGACUUGUCUGCGGAAGACAGAUGGCCAAACAGAAUCUUAACGUUCCUUCACUGCCAGAACUAGACCGGUGGGAUAAGUUGCAUUCCUCCUCGAUACCCUGUGCUUCUCCUUCUGAGAUUCACCUCAGCACUUCGCCGCAGGAGACACUUUCCUCCAGCCUCUCAGAGCAUAUGUUUUCUUUCCAGGACCUGCAGACCAUGGCCAACUCUCAGACAAUCCCUCCCUCACACCAGCCACCUUUGGUAAACAGGAGACUGAACAAAGUCCACCAUCUGCAGAGACUACACUCAGAACCAUGGCUGAAGAUCCCCCAGUCCUUUCUAUCACAACAACAAGCCAAAGGUAACUCUCAAAUGGAAGAACUUCCUGACAUAACACCUGAGGAAGAACUUGCUUUCAGCAUUGACAGACGACUGGCUUUUGACCCUCCUCUUUCAUGUCAGGUCAGCGCUGACCUCAAAGAAGCAACUAACCAGUCUCAGCAUCAAGAAAACAACACAAAUAAUAAUGGAAAUUUAAGACCAGAGGGAUUACUGUCUCACAACAUGUCCUUCAAUGGUUUAUCUUCACUGUACUCUCUCUCCCAUCCAGAUCUUCACUCCAAAAGCAGUGAAUACUUACCAUCAGAGAAUGAUUCAGAAAAGUUUCUCCCUAACCUGGCAGUGUCCAGUCUCAUCAACAUCAUCCAGCGUCGAAAGCUUGGAAUGGACCAUUACAGCUCCGAUUCACAGCUUUCAGUGUCAGGCAACUCCCCAGCAGAAGGAAAAAAACAGCUUGACAAUAGGCAACUACUCGCUUCACGAUCAUCCACGUUGAUAAGCUCACAAGAGUCCACUGAUGGCACUUUAUUGGGAAAUAUACACAAGAGGCACCCAACCAACCUAGAGAGGAGGGGAUCAGGGGCUCUUCUCACAGAUCUACCUUUCAACCCUCGACAAGGCUUUCUACCACCACUGAAUCAUCAUGCCUCAAUCCCACAAAUUACUGGAGCAAGCAGCUCUAGUGCUAUCUGCUCCAGCAACAAGCCAACAUGUGGUUUGGCGACAGGGAUAAGGCAAUAUUUCCCCUCAGCUCCUGCUGGCUUACCAAAGGAUCUCAAGACCAGAAGAAUGCUGAUGAGAAGGCACUCCAUGCAGCCUGAACAAAUCAAACAGCUAGAUGAUUUUAAGGAGAUCUUUGGUUAAUGAUGUUGGAAAUGCAGUGUAUUGGGUAAAUAGACCAUAUACAUGAAAAUAUCCUAAAGGUUCAGGUAUUUGAAUUUUUUCAAUUUAUGAACAGUACUAAGGGAUUAUAGUAAAUUGGGGUGUGUGUGGAGGAGGUGAAGUUUGUAGGAGGUUCAUUUCCACCACACAUUUAAGAUGCUUUAAUAUACGUAAGAUAGGGCAUUUCAUUUUUCAUUUUCAACAUUCAAAAGUGAAUUCCUGUCUAUAUACUUCUGGCUGUUAAAUGUAUGUAACAUAUAUUUCUUGAAAAUUGCUCAGAAAAAUGUUUGUUUACAUGUUUAAGUAUUAAUCAAUACACAACUCAGGGUAAAUUUCAGUUUAAAUCUUGGAUAAAGUGGGGCUAACAUAAAAUGUGACAGUGGUCCACUAACUAUACACAAUAUACAAGGAGCUGACAGCUACUGUAACUGACAUUAACUGGGUUUUGUCAAUCAAAUGAAUUUGCGCUUGCAUGCUCUUUGAUUCUUCAAGCAAACAAUGAUUAUAUAUUUAUGCACCCUUUAAAAAAUUCUUAAAGGGUUCCUUGGAUAGCUAAGGGUUCUUGCUCAAGGGUUCUCACUCAAAGUCUUGAUACAGUACAAUUACUCACACCCACCAUGGAGCACAUGGGGUGCAGUGAAGCAGCAUUCAAUCUGUAAUGUAUGGCAAAGUUAGACAGUGAGCCAAGGACGUGGGAAGUGACUUUCAGGAGUUUCAAGCACAGACUUUCAGGAUUCCUUAAACUACAGUUUCAACUGCUAAAAUAAUGAUAAUAAUAAUAAUAAUAAUAAUAAUAAUAAUAAUAAUAAUAAUAUAGAUAAGCAAAUAAAGAAAUAAACAAACUUUAAAUGGAGUAUUUUUAGCAGUUUUUGAGUUUGUAUGUCAGAGUGCAAGUUUAUCUUUGGAGUGCUACCAUUGACUUAAGGUAAGAGUUUUUUUUUUUUUCUUCCAAGUUCUGCCAUCAUGCGGUGUUCUCCUGUUUGUUUAGGCUGCUUAUGUUUCUGCAAGAUGUGUGUAUUUAUUUAUAGCUUUAAAGUUUAAUAGUCCUGCAUGUUCAUUGCACUUUUUUCUUUUAAUUUAUAAUAUUGUUAUAUAUCAUUGUACUCAACAUACAUCCUCUGUUAAAAGAAAAAUUAUUUGACUAUCAUUUGGUUGUAACAUAAUAGAACGUGUCACAUGUAUACUGCUUAAAAUUCCAGCAUUCCCGAUUUAAAAUGCCUUCCUGCGUCCCUGCAGUGAGCUCAAUGUUGCUGUACCACAAAAAAUGUAAGUAAAAGUGAUCUUAGUGUCACCUAGGACGUAGCCAUAACAUGCAAUGAAUUUAAUGGAAUAAGGUGCCUCUUGCCUGUCCAAUCACUUCCUUUACCAAUGGCCUAACAUGUCCAUAGAUAGCAGAACCCCUAAAUGGUGGUCCACAAAGAACACAAAAAGCAGUUCAGUUAACUGCGAGCUGGUGGUUAGACACAGGCUGGCCUGGGCAAAUUCUCGUCUGCAAGAGCGAUUUAAUAUGCUAUCUUGCCAAUACUUUUGGCAGAAAUGAACUCCAGUCCCUACAGCAGAUACUGCAUGCUGCUUGAUAAGACGUGCAAUUGUCAACAUAUCAGGCCAUUGGUGAUGGCCAGGAAGUGAAAGGCACUUUAACUAUGCAUCAUCCAUUGGUUCAAAUGGCAAUAUGCAUAAACUGCUUAGCACCAUGUCCUAAUCUCCCUGUAGGACCAUUAUUUCACAUUUGGAGACAUUCUGUGCCCUGAGACAUUUUGGAGUUUGGAGACAUUAUGUGCCCUCUGGAAAUGUUCUGACCAGUUUUAUGCACUCCUAAUGGCCAUCUGUCCACCAGAAAACGCUGCCAUGUGCAUCUUAAUGUAGACCCAGAAAGAGACACUUCUAGCUGACACUACCAUCUGGCUGCAGAAAAACAUAAUUUGUGGCACAAGAUAAGGAGUUCCUGCCCAGUGAUUUACCGUAGUGAAAAAACUUUAUACUUACUUUAUACUGCCUUUUUGAACAUGCCAGUGUACUGGGGUCACUACUAGGAGCCAGAGCUAUAAUUUCAAGGUGUGUGUGGUCUGAUAUGGCACAGUGACUUAGGGUACUUGGGACUGCAGGUCUGGUCUGAUGGGUAGUAAGCAAGGUGAGCUUGACACAAACAUUAACAACAGACAGAACCAUAGUCUGUUCUGCCAGAAGUACAGCUCUUCUGUAUCUGCCAUUGCAGUCAGUAUCAUGUCUUCAUUCUAACAUAGUACAGGUGCUCAUGCUUCCUUUUCCAAGGAACUGAGCAAAUGCACCUAUUCCACAUUUCCGGUUCCUGCUGUGACAAUGCAAAAAAGGUUACCUUUUUUAUUCCUUGCUAAACAGCAUUAGGAUAAUUAAUGGUCAGCAGUAUCCAGAAAGAUUUCAAAGCCCUGUAUGUAAUUACUGAACAUACUUCAGUCCCAUUGAUCAUUGUCCAUCAUGCAUCAGGGCCUGGCAGAAUAAAAGCUCGCAACCCUACCCUGAAUGUUCAGCAGUUGGGAAUGUUCAACAAUUCUCAAGUCAUGAGUAUAUGGAUUUAUAAAAUGAUGAAAUUAGUUACUCUGUGAUCACAGCACAUGAUUUUUGCAUGACAGAAUUUGCUUUCUAAUCCCAGUUCAAAGGACUCUAUAAUGUGGGGUUACAUGAAGGACAAGAUAAUCUCCUAAUAAAUCAGAAAUGUGCAUUGCUUGGGGUCCAUAGCUUGGACAAAGAGCAAAAAUAAGAGCUAAGAGAGCAAAUGCACCAAUGCAGCAUCACUGAUAAAGUUAAGGUCUACAAAAGAGUUCUACUGCUGUGAACAUUUAUAGUGUAUAUUUAGUAUAUUUUGAGUGAACCAUAUAAGAAUUAAUUGUAACAAUAACCUCACUUAAAGUAAUCAGGAGUAUUGUCAAAUUUUUGUCUUUGCAAUUACGUAUAGAUCUCAGUGUUUCAGUACAGUAGUUUACUGUAGUACAUGGUCCUGAUAGGUCUGACUAAAAGCUCAUGGAGUUCUUCAUUUUCAAAUGAGAACCUUGGUAUAACAUAUACUUGUUGAAUAAUAAGCUCAAUUGUUCUGACUAAUAUUUUGCUUUUUGUUAUUUUGCUGUUCAAUGUGUAAACCAACCAUGGUCAAUCUGAAAUAAUUCAUCAGAAACUGUGGAAAAAAAUGAUUUUCUGUAAUAUUUUGAUGCACUUCUAUCACUUUCAUCAGCCCAUGAACACAUUCAGACAUAAGUGACUUUUUCUGUGAGUAUUGCCUGCUUUCUCUCAAAUAAAUGUUUGCAAAUGCUGCUUUGAGAUCUACCUACCUGCAGACCACAGUUCCAACUCUACACUUAAACAUGUUCAUAUUAUACAGAUUCUCUUGAGAGCCUUUAUGAGUUAGCUCAGUUGAUGGAACAAAAUUGCACAGUGGACUGUUUUGGAUACCAGUAAUAUAAAUAUCUCACAAACACACUGCACUAUGAAAUUAACUAGAUCCAUCUAGGUGAAUGUGCACUACAACACAAAAAACUUUGCAGUAUUUAUUUCAUUUUAAAUAUUGGUACAUACACGAUCAAUAGCUUUAUUUAACCAAUUUAAAUAUAUCCACAAGCAAGGCCACAAAAAAUAUAAGAAAUGAAAAUCUCAUGAUAUUCUAUAACUGGUAUAGGAUAUUAAAAUAUACACUCAUAUAUUUUAAUCUCAGUGAAAAAGGUGAGCACAAGCAGUACCUGUCUACAGUUAGGACACACCAGAUUGAAUUGAAUUAUUCAUUAUCAUAAAGACAGAAAAAGACAAAGAAUGAAGCUGUUGUUGAUGAAAAGUUGGCUGAGAGAAUGCUGUUUGAAAAGAUGUUAAU